This is a messenger RNA of Metarhizium album ARSEF 1941, 1128 nucleotides long. RefSeq names its product C6 zinc finger domain containing protein. The record is from RefSeq and is a predicted model, not a curated record. Gene Ontology annotation, biological process: positive regulation of transcription by RNA polymerase II. Gene Ontology annotation, molecular function: transcription cis-regulatory region binding; DNA-binding transcription factor activity. Gene Ontology annotation, cellular component: nucleus. Lineage: Eukaryota; Fungi; Ascomycota; Sordariomycetes; Hypocreales; Clavicipitaceae. Bases 1 to 1128 code for a protein of 375 amino acids. The transcript has a single exon.
AUGGCAGAGUGGGCCCAGUCUAUUUUCCCAGCGCUCUGGAAGCCGUUUCUGGGUGACUUUGGUCCAAUGUCCAAUGUCACACUAGCCAUGACGGUGCUGCUCAUUGCCUUGGAAAUAAUGUCGCCCAGUGCAUUCGGCCGGGGCGUUUCGUGGCGCGAGCACGUUGCCCAUGCGAGGCGUCUUCUUGCCAAACGUUUGGAGCAAGCUCCCCAAGACGCGUCGGUGGAGGGACUAUGGUUCAUCCAGAGUUGGCUGGGCUACGUAGACAUCAUGGGCGGUCUUGUGACACGGCCCGGGCUGGGCUUGAGUUGCCAGUCACAGGUCUACUUCCCAUUGUCUGAGCCGCAUGAAUAUGGCAAAGACUUGGACGAGAUUGAUUGCAUGAUGGGCAUAUCGGUCCGAUGCGCUCGGCUGCUCAGCCAAGUGGCAGAGUUGGCGCAGCAAUGUCAAGGCGAACGGUUCGGAGUGGACGGCCAAAUGUUACGGGGCUGGUAUCCUCGGCCUGCCAUGGUGAGACAAGCACGAUUGCUGGAAGACAACCUGAUGGAGAGUCUGAGGCGCUCCUCCAGGCCUUGUCCUCAUGUGAGGGCAGGCAGUAUUCGCAUGAAGGACCUGGCGGAAAUGGCUGGUGUGAACGAGGCCUUCCACUGGGCUGGCUUGAUACACCUGCAUCGCAGAGUCCUCGGAAAGCCGACGAACCACGCAGACGUGCAGGGAAAUGUGCGCAAGAUUAUGCAAUGCCUAGAGCAGAUUGGGACUGAGGGAGUGGCCAAGACGCGCUAUCUUUUCCCCAUAUUCACGGCCGGCUGCGAGGCACUCACGGAGCGUCAGCGGGCGAGACUUUUGAGCCGUUUAGCCAGCGCAGAGAAGAUUGGCAUGAAACAGGUACGUGAGCUGUCUGGUUUCGGGUCCCUCUCCCUUGGUGUCCGUUUAGGAGCGUCGAAGAAGUCGUUGACCAAGGACGGGGGCGGUGGCUGUAGGUACACUCAACUCGACUGCUGCUUCAGCAGGUCUGGGCAACCGGCAAGACAUGGGAGGAGCUCAUUUGCAACGAGUUUGUGGCGUGAAGUUGUCUUUAUAUGCAUGCUUUCUUGGCACGACGGUUACAUCAUAUACAUACACACAUGA